UUUAGGAGCUUUGGCUACCUCACUCCUGUCAAAAGGAAAAUCUCCAAACUUGAGAGCCAGUACUAAAUAAUUGGCACACCCACCCCUCCAGUGAUCCACCAUCCGGCACGGAAGAGGAGGUAGCGGCGGAGAGAGAGAAUGGAGGCAGUGUACUUGGUGGGUUCCAUUGCCUCCACCACCGUGACCUCCUGCCUCCUCUCCCUCUCCCUCGCCGUCCGUUCCCUCCUCUUCCGCGCCCUCGCAUCUCCCGCUCGCAACCCAGGCGGUAGCGAACCAAGUACAAACGGCGGCGGCGGCGGCGAUGGAGACAUCCCCGCCGUCCGGCUCUACGAGGGGCGCGUGCGGCAUGCGCGGAGGCGCCCCGUCCCCCAUGACUUCGAGUACCCCGUCCGCUACGCACUCAUCGACCUCGACCGCGCCCCACCCCAGCUCCGCCCCUCUCACCUCUCCGCCGAUCGUGCCCGCGAGGUCGCCGCCACCAACGGGCCCGUUCUUCUCCUGACUAUACCAGCGAGUGUGGGAUACGAGCAGAACCCUCUCAGCGUUUAUUACUGCUAUGAUGCCGCUGGAGAACAAGAACAAGAAGGAGAUGUGUCUUCUUCUCGCCUCAGGAUGUGCAUCGCAGAGGUGACGAACACGCCGUGGGGGGAGAGAGUGUUGUUUGUGUUCAACCCAGGCUCCGAUUUGGUUGCUAAGCCCCUGCAUGUCAGCCCAUUCAUGGAUAUGCUGGGAAAUUGGAGUAUGCAUGCUGAUGCACCUGGAGAGGAUCUUUCCAUUGCAAUCUCAGUUGAACACCCCACACUUGGAAACUAUUUCACUGCUACUUUGCAUGCCAAGCAAGUCUACUCUUCAUCUAGUUCACUAAACUUGGCAACAUUUUUCUGGAUGAUGCCCCAUAAGGUUGCAAUCUGGAUAUACUGGCAGGCCCUCAAGCUUUGGUGGAAAAAUGUCCCUUUCUUGCAACAUCCCAAGUACAUAAAUCCUAUGUACAGAGAUGAUGCUCUAAUACGAGAUCAGGAGCUCCGCUGCUGUCCCAGCAUUGGAGGGAGCAAGAACCAUUCAAUUCAUACAAGCGAUGAAGACAAUAAAUAUAGAUGGCGUGUAUUCAGUUGGUCUUCAUGAUGCCAGCUUAUCUCUGUAUCGCCAGCUCAUUUGUUUGUGCUGACUAUAUUAUGUUUUUUCAUGUACAUCUUCCACAAAUUGCUGGGAUAUAUCCUUGUCUGAAACUCCUCGCAUCUGACUGUCCCAUUUAUCUAGUGAAACAAUGGUGGUUGUAACGGACACCUGGUUUUGACUCCACAAAACCUAUGGUGCCUUUCAACCCUUAUUUUUUAUAGGAAAAAGAAAAUUGUGUAUACGUUAAUUGUUGCUUACAAAUCGCAUGCGACAUUGUAUAUUAUGGAGGUCGAUAAACCCAGUGUUUCAGUUUAUCUGUUUUGAUUUUGGCCAUCCUAUUUGUAGACUUUUUUAAUUUUUUUUCAAUUAGUAAUGUAUUAGGUAACUCUUGUAUUACUUGUGUGCUGAAGCAAAUAAACAAUCAUGAAAUUCUCUUCA
Molecule: messenger RNA, 1554 nt
Organism: Phoenix dactylifera (date palm)
Lineage: Eukaryota; Viridiplantae; Streptophyta; Magnoliopsida; Arecales; Arecaceae
Product: DUF1365 family protein
Source: RefSeq, a predicted model, not a curated record